AUGUGCAACACCAACUAUCCUGUGGGCAAUGAUGAGGGGGUAUAUGGUUCCCACAGAAUUGUCUCAUUCUAUGGAAAAGAGCUGACCUUGCUCUACACUCUGCUAACAAAGACCUCGAGAAACACUCCUUCAGACGAAGACAAAGAUGGCAACUGGGAUGCUUGGGGAGACUGGAGCGACUGUUCCCGGACCUGUGGGGGCGGAGCUUCCUAUUCUCUGCGGAGGUGUCUGACGGGAAGAAACUGUGAAGGACAGAACAUCAGAUACAAGACGUGCAGCAAUCACGACUGCCCGGCAGAUUCGGAAGACUUCAGAGCCCAGCAGUGCUCAGCCUACAACGACGUGCAGUACCAGGGCCAUUAUUAUGAAUGGAUUCCACUGUACAGUGACCCCGCUGCCCCAUGUGCACUCAAGUGUCAUGCUCGGGGACAGAGUUUGGUAGUGGAACUGGCACCAAAAGUGUUGGAUGGAACUCGUUGCAACGCUGACUCACUGGAUAUGUGCAUAAGUGGCAUCUGCCAGGUCGUGGGCUGUGACAGGCAGCUGGGAAGUACCGCCAAGGAAGACAACUGUGGAGUCUGUGCAGGGGACGGCUCUACCUGCAGGCUGGUGCGGGGCCAGGCCAAGGUGCACCUGGCUCCAGAGAAAAGAGAAGAAAAUGUGAUUGCUGUUCCUUUGGGCAGUCGAAGCGUGAGAAUUACUGUGAAAGGACCUGCCCGUCUCUUUAUUGAGUCAAAAACACUUCAAGGAAACAGAGGAGAACACAGCUUCAACAGUCCCGGGGUUUUUGUUGUAGAAAACACAACGAUUGAGUUUCAGAAGGGUGUUGACAGACAAACCUUCAAGAUUCCUGGGCCCCUGAUGGCUGAUUUCAUCUUCAAGAGAACUGAUAUUCUCACUGAGUCAGUACAGAGGGCUUUGGCCGAGCAAGAGACGCUGAUUGAGUCGGGGAGCUAUCCACAGAGAUUAGUAUUUCAGGACAGUGGUUAUGGUUAUCAGCUCAACUCUGCUGAGUGCAUGGACAUCCGUUUGAAAAGGGUGGUGCCUGACCACUAUUGCCAUUACUACCCAGAAAAUGUGAAGCCCAAACCAAAGCUGAAGGAAUGCAGCAUGGAUCCUUGCCCAUCGAGUGAUGGAUUUAAAGAGAUCAUGCCCUAUGACCAUUUUCAGCCUCUCCCUCGCUGGGAACAUAAUCCUUGGACUGCAUGUUCGGUGUCCUGUGGAGGAGGGAUUCAGAGACGGAGUUUCGUGUGUGUAGAGGAAUCUAUGCACGCAGAGAUACUCCAAGUAGAAGAAUGGAAGUGCAUGUAUGCACCCAAGCCCAAGGUGAUGCAAACUUGCAACCUGUUUGAUUGCCCCAAGUGGGUUGCCAUGGAGUGGUCUCAGUGCACAGUGACUUGUGGCCAAGGGUUGCGCUACCGAGUGGUUCUGUGUAUCAACCAUCGUGGGCAGCAUGUCGGGGGCUGCAACCCACAGAUGAAGCUGCACAUCAAAGAGGAGUGUGUCAUCCCCAUCCCAUGCUAUAAGCCUAAGGAAAAAAGUCCAGUGGAAGCUAAAUUACCUUGGCUGAAACAAGCACAAGAACUAGAAGAGACCAGAACAGCCACAGAAGAACCUAAGUUCAUCCCAGAACCCUGGUCGGCCUGCAGCACCACCUGUGGGCCGGGCAUUCAGAUGCGUGAGGUGAGGUGUCUGGUGCUCCUCACAUUCACACAGACUGAGACUGAGCUCCCCGAAGAAGAGUGCGAAGGCCCCAAGCCGCCCACUGAGCGACCCUGCCUCCUUGAAGCCUGUGACCAGAGUCCUAUGUCUCCAGAGCUGGGUGGCCCUCUCCAGGAGAAGGACAGUGAGAUGACUUACGACUGGGAGUAUGCUGGUUUUACGCCCUGCACUGCGACAUGUUUAGGAGGCCAUCAAGAAGCCAUCGCUGUGUGCUUACAUAUCCAGACUCAGCAGACCGUCAAUGACAGCCUGUGUGAUGUGGUGCACCGUCCUCCAGCAAUGAGUCAGGCCUGUAACACGGAGCCCUGCCCGCCCAGAUGGCACACGGGCUCUUGGGGACCCUGCUCAGCUACCUGCGGCGUUGGAAUCCAGACCCGAGAUGUAUACUGCCUACAUCCUGAGGAAUCUCCAGCCCCUCUGGAGGAAUGCAGAGAUGAAAAGCCUCAUGCCUUACGAGCAUGCAAUCAGUUUGAUUGCCCUCCUAGCUGGCAUAUUGAAGAGUGGCAGCAGUGUUCCAGGACAUGUGGUGGGGGAACCCAGAACCGGAGAGUCACCUGUCGACAGCUGUUAACAGAUGGGAGCUUUCUGAAUUUGUCGGAUGAAUUGUGCCAAGGACCCAAGGCAUCUUCUCAUAAGUCCUGUGCCAGAACAGACUGCCCUCCACAGCUGACUGCUGGAGACUGGUCAAAGUGCUCUGUCACCUGUGGUGUUGGAUUCCAGAGAAGAAAACAGGUGUGUCAAAGGCUGACUGCCAAAGGCCGGCGAGUCCCCCUGGGUGAGACACAGUGCAGGGGCCUUCCGGGACUCCCCCUCGUGAGACCUUGCCAGAUGCCCGUGUGCAGCAAAGUGAAACUUGGGACGAAGACACGGCUUGGAGAGCGGGGCCCCCAGAUUCUCGGUGUCCGGAGAGUCUAUAUUCAGACGAGGGAGGAGAAACGGAUCAACCUGACCGUCGGCAGUAGAGCCUACUUGCUGCUCAAUACAUCUGUGAUCAUCAAAUGCCCAGUAAGACGCUUCCAGAAAUCUCUGAUCCAGUGGGAGAAGGAUGGCCAUUGUCUGCAGAACUCCAAACAGCUUGGCAUCACCAAGUCGGGCUCCCUGAAAAUCCACAGCCUUGCAGCCCCUGACAUCGGUGUGUACAGGUGCAUCGCAGGCUCUGCCCAGGAGACGGUUGUUCUCAAGCUCAUUGGGACCGACAACAGACUCAUUGCACACCCAUCCCUCAGAGAGCACAUGCGGGUGGACCACAGUGAAGCCAACAGUUUGGGAGCCACGUGGCAUAAAAUGCGUCAGAUGUGGAAUAACAAAAAUGAGCUUUACCUGCACGAUGGGGCAAUCAGCAACCAGCCUUUCUUGAGAGCUCUGUUGGGGCCAUGCAGGACGUCUGCAGGAAACACUAACUCCUGGGAGUUCAAGAGCAAGCAGUUCGAGGCAGCCAUGAAACAGGGGGCCUACAGCAUGGACACAGCCCAGUUUGAUGAGCUUAUACGAAACAUGAGCCAGCUUAUGGAGACAGGAGAAGCCAGCGAUGACCUGGCGUCCCAGAUGAUAUAUCAGCUGGUAGCUGAGCUGGCCAAGGCUCAGCCAAUGCCUGUCCAAUGGAGGGCCAUCCACGAGGAGAUUGCUCCUGAGGCUCAGCUCGGAGGGGAGACAGGAAGAGUUCCCCAAAGCCCCACAGUGAAAAACUCAGGCAAGCUGACUUUGAAGCCAAAAGGACCGGUUCUCAUGAGGCAAACCCUACCCCCUGCAGUUUCAUUUAACAAAACAAUAAAUGCAAGGAUUGGGAAUACAGUGUACAUUACAAAAAGCACGGAGUUCAUCAAUAUACUUUGCAGUCUUGUUACUCACAGCCGUGAGGCCACAUAUACAUGGACCAAGGACGGAGCCUUGCUGCAGCCCUCUGGGAAGAUCAUUUUGGAUGAACCUGGGAAGAUACAGAUAAAAAAUCCUACAAAGAAAGAGCAAGGGAUAUAUGAAUGUUCCAUAGCUGAUCGUCUUGGUUCAGAUGUGGAAAGUUCAUUGGUGUUAUAUGCAGAGGCACCUGUCAUCUUGUCUAUUGAAAGAAAUGUCACAAAACCGGAACACAGCCAUCUGUCUGUUGUGGUGGGAGGCACUGUGGAGGCAGCCCUUCAGGCGAAUGUGACAAUCCACUGUCCUGUAAAAGGUGUCCCUCAGCCUAAUGUAACUUGGUUGAAGAGAGGAGGAUCUCUGAGUGACAAUGUUUCCUUGCUUUUCAAUGGAUCCCUGUUGUUGCAGAAUGCUUCCCUCGACAAUGAAGGAACCUACAUUUGCACAGCCACCAAUGCUCUUGGGAAAGCAGUGUCAACCUCUGUGCUCCGCUUGCUGGAACGAAGAGGCCUGGGCAGUAAGACUGUAUUUCCUAAGGCUCAGAAAAAGCGUGUUCUCCAGGCAUCCAGCAUCAGAGCAAACAGCAACAACUCAACAGGAGAGCCCCUGCCUCAAGAGCCUUUUUGGGAACCUGGUAACUGGACACCUUGUUCUGCCACCUGCGGCCCCUUGGGCAUCCGCCUUCAGAGGCCCCAGUGUGUGAUGGCCAGUGGGCAGAAAGUGAGUGAAGCCCUUUGUGGUCCUCACAGGAAGCCACUGGCUGGGUUUCAGUCUUGUAACAUCCGGGACUGCCCAGCAAGGUGGUUUACGAGUGUGUGGUUCGAGUGUUCUGUGUCUUGUGGUGAAGGAUUUCACAGUCGGCAAGUGACAUGCAAACAGACAAAAGCCAAUGGGACUGUACAGGUGGUGUCCCCAAGGGCAUGUGCUCCUAAAGACAGGCCUCUGGGGAGAAAAUCGUGUUCGGUCCGUCCCUGUGUUCAACAGGCCAUCGACCCAGGAAACCAGUGUCCUGGACGCUGCAUGGGCCAUGCCAUGAGGAUGCAGCGGCGCCACACACCUUGUGCCCACAACGGCUCCCACUCUGACUGUGAGGACAGAAGAAGACUUGCCUUUAGGAGGAACUGUACCUCGGGGCCCUGUGAGGCAUGUUGGCGUGUGGGGCCCUGGAAGCCCUGUACAGCGGUCUGCGGCAGGGGUUUCCAGUCUCGCAAGGUCGACUGCAUUCACACGGGGAGCUGCAAACCCGUGCCUGACAGACACUGUGUGCAGAUGAAACCAGCGUCCUGGAGGCACUGUCUUGGGCCUUCCUGUGAUAGAAACUGCACAGAUACAACGCACUACUGUACGUUCGUAAAGCACCUUAACUUGUGCUCUCUGGCCCUCUACAAACAAAGGUGCUGCCAGUCAUGCCUGGAAGGAUGAAGCGUUGGUAGGGUUGUGAUGCUGCCUUGGUGAGAAAAGAAAAGGAGAGGCUCUUUCCCCCGUGUCUCUGGUUCGAAACCACACAUGUCUCCAGGUUUCUAGAUUCUAUGGUCAAGCAGAGGUUGGUGCAGGAACAGAGCCUGCUACAAGUUUGUAAAGUUAGCUUGGCCAGUGGUUGCUUUUUAAUUCCAGUUCCCACAAACGAUGGAUUCUAGGAUUAGCAAAACUGCAUCAGCAGCCAUGCCCUUGCUCAUGUGACCUCAUCACGAGCACAUCAUCACCUGCUGCGAUGUGUCGACCAGUCAAAAGUGGUCCAUACUGGACUCUGCAGCUGAGGGUUUCUCUCAAGUUGCAGAGUUUCAACACUUUU
Messenger RNA from Peromyscus eremicus (cactus mouse), 5362 nucleotides. It is a transcript of the gene Adamtsl3, whose product is annotated as ADAMTS like 3. Bases 1 to 4992 code for a protein of 1663 amino acids. Lineage: Eukaryota; Metazoa; Chordata; Mammalia; Rodentia; Cricetidae. Gene Ontology annotation, biological process: extracellular matrix organization. The transcript is spliced from 28 exons. Gene Ontology annotation, molecular function: metalloendopeptidase activity. Gene Ontology annotation, cellular component: extracellular matrix. The record is from RefSeq and is a predicted model, not a curated record.